Messenger RNA from Candida dubliniensis CD36, 858 nucleotides. Its product is annotated as rRNA-processing protein. Gene Ontology annotation, cellular component: 90S preribosome; nucleolus. Gene Ontology annotation, biological process: maturation of SSU-rRNA from tricistronic rRNA transcript (SSU-rRNA, 5.8S rRNA, LSU-rRNA). The record is from RefSeq and is a predicted model, not a curated record. The coding region runs from base 1 to 858 and encodes 285 amino acids. Lineage: Eukaryota; Fungi; Ascomycota; Pichiomycetes; Serinales; Debaryomycetaceae. The transcript has a single exon.
AUGUCAAGAGGUAAAACAAUAAGACCGUCAUAUUACGAUGAAGAUGAAUCUUCACAAGAUGAAUUGGAAUAUACUUUAAAUAAAGGCCGUUCAAAUAUUGGUUCAGAAUCAGAUUCAGAUGUUGAUGAAAUGUCCAAAAUAUCAUUUGGUGCUCUUAAUCGAGCUCAAACCAAACUAAAUAAAAACAACCAAAAGCAUAAACCCUCAUCAUGGAAGGAGAAUAUUAAUAAUUCCUCUGAAGAAUUUUUCGAUUCAGACUCAGAUUCAGAUGGUCCACCAGAAGAAACAAGUUCCAAAGAUACCAAAAAGAAGAAAAACAAACAUGCGCCAUCAGAAUCCUCUUCCAAACGACCAGUCUCAAGGAUAAGAGAUAUACCAGGAUUACCCUCUCGAAAGCAACAAACUUUACAUACUGAUAUUAGAUUUGAUGCUGCGUAUGGGAAAGCUGAUUUGAUAAAGGCAAGGAAAGAUUAUGCCUUUUUAGAUGAAUAUCGAAAGCAAGAAAUAGCAAGUAUGGAAAGUUUAUUAAAGGAUAAAAAGAAUAAAUUGAAUGAUGAUGAAAGAGAAGAGAUUAAACUACAGUUACAAUCAUUGAAAUCUCGAAUGGAUACUUUGAAAAAUCGUGAUUUGGAAAAUAAUAUAUUAUCAAAUUAUAAAAAGCAACAAAUGGAAAGUUUUAAAGAAGGUAAAGUAAAUAAACCUUAUUUUCUUAAACGUAGUGAUAAACGAAAGAUAUUACAAAAGGCCAAAUUUGAUUCUAUGAAACCUAAACAAAGAGAAAAAGCAAUGGAAAGGAAAAGGAAAAAGAGAUUGGGUAAAGAAUUCCGACAAUUGGAAUUUAGGCCAACUAAUCGAUAA